AUGGUGUCUAAACUCGCAAUGGAAGCAAAGAUGGACGAUAAAAAACUCACUAAAGGUGCUCCAGUGAGUAAUAGAACAUGGAAAGUCGAGAAAGCUCCUUUCAGGGUCAAUAGUAGUGUGGUUAAAAAUAAGGAAUUCACAUCAUGGGAGAAGAAGCAUCAGCUGAGGUUACAAGAUCAGCAAUUCAAGGAAAAGCUAAAGGAAUUGAAAGCUGAGAAAGAAGCGGCAAAACAAGCCCGUAUUAAGGCUCUUCGUGAUCGUAGAGAGAAAAAGGAAGAGAAUGAAAGAUACGAGAAGUUGGCUGCAAAAAUGCAUGCAAAGAAGGUUGAAAGGAUGAGGAAAAGGGAGAAGAGAAAUAAGGCUUUGAAGGAACGUUAG
Messenger RNA from Eremothecium sinecaudum, 378 nucleotides. It is a transcript of the gene CGR1, whose product is annotated as Cgr1p. The coding region runs from base 1 to 378 and encodes 125 amino acids. The transcript has a single exon. The record is from RefSeq and is a predicted model, not a curated record. NCBI's taxonomy places the organism in Eukaryota, Fungi, Ascomycota, Saccharomycetes, Saccharomycetales, Saccharomycetaceae.